Molecule: messenger RNA, 1677 nt
Organism: Onychomys torridus (southern grasshopper mouse)
Lineage: Eukaryota; Metazoa; Chordata; Mammalia; Rodentia; Cricetidae
Gene: Spdya
Product: speedy/RINGO cell cycle regulator family member A
Exons: 7
Coding region: 224-1159 (311 amino acids)
Biological process (GO): positive regulation of cell population proliferation; G1/S transition of mitotic cell cycle; positive regulation of cyclin-dependent protein serine/threonine kinase activity
Cellular component (GO): nucleoplasm
Molecular function (GO): protein kinase binding
Source: RefSeq, a predicted model, not a curated record
UUGGCUCCAGCGCCCCGCCGGCCCCGCCCCCUGCCGUUCCCGCGUUCCCAUUGGCUCCGGCUUGCCGCACGCUCCGGGCCGGGCGGCUGGCGGCGGGCAGAGCGGGUGUCUCGGCCUGCGGGCGACCGGCGCGUAACCGCCUGAGGCAGCUCGGCUGACGCGGAGGCUGCUUGGCGGGCCGCUCGCCCUUCGCCGCUCAGCGCAGGAAUCUUGGGAAGCCAAAAUGCGGCAUAAUCAGAUGUGUUGUGAGACACCACCUACUGUCACUGUUCAUGUAAAAUCAGGUUCAAAUAGGUCACAUCAACCUAGAAAACCUAUUAAUCUGAAGCGUCCUAUUCUUAAAGAUAGUUGGCAAGCAUCUGAAAAAAAUGCACAUAAUAACAAAUCUAAGCGGCCAAAAGGCCCCUGUCUAAUUAUACAGCGUCAGGAAAUGACUGCUUUCUUUAAACUAUUUGAUGACGAUUUAAUUCAAGAUUUCUUGUGGAUGGACUGUUGCUGUAAAAUUGCAGACAAGUAUCUUUUGGCUAUGACAUUUGUUUAUUUCAAGAGAGCUAAAUUUACUAUAAAUGAGCAUACCAGGAUAAAUUUCUUUAUUGCUCUGUACCUGGCUAAUACAGUUGAAGAAGAUGAAGAAGAAGCCAAGUAUGAAAUUUUUCCAUGGGCUUUAGGGAAAAACUGGAGAAAAUUGUUCCCCAAUUUCUUAAAGUUAAGGGACCAACUCUGGGACAGAAUUGACUAUAGGGCUAUUGUGAGCAGGCGGUGCUGUGAAGAGGUUAUGGCCAUCGCACCAACCCAUUACAUCUGGCAACGAGAGCGCUCUGUGCAUCACAGUGGCGCUGUGAGGAACUACAACCGAAAUGAAGUUCAUCUGCCCCGGGGUCCCAGUGCCACACCAGUCGACUGUUUACUGUGUGGUAAAAAAGGAAGAUAUAUGAGAUUGGGACUGUCUUCAUCGUCCUCUUCAUCCAGUGACACAGUAGAGCUAACGGAAAAACAUUCUCAGGAAUCACACGAUUCAUUAUCAAUGGACGUGAUAGGUGAACCUUCUCAAGCUAAUAGCUAUACUCAAGCCAAUGACCAUCAAUCAAACAAAGAAAAGGAAACUAAUUUUAUGAAGGAAGACAAAGCUAUGGAGUGGUUUACAGGAAGUGAAGAAUGACAAGGUUCUACCACAGCAACCUGGAACCAUAGCUACAGAAUGUCCAGCUAAUGCAAGACCCUGUCAAAAUGGGGCAGUUACCAAGCUGUGCAGUGUUCUCUAGCUUCGGUUACUCCGCAAACACAUGAAAAGUUAUGCAGAUCACAGUAAUAACUGGAAGUGCCCGUUUCUGACAGUAAGUGAGAGUAUCUUCUCAUUUGGUACUUCUCUGCCUCCAAACUGAUGGCUGUCACCUCAGGUACUCAGUUCAGCUGUGGUUUGAACUUCCCUCACCUGACGAGAAAAGCUACUUUAAUCGAGAAAACAAUUAAGGUCAUAACAGUACAUUAGUUAAAAGAAAGAAACAUUUCCUAUGUUCUGAAAAUAUUACUGACAUGUGUGACCAGUUUGCAAUAUAGGUCUGUAUAGAAAAUGUGAUUCUUCUGUAACAGAACAAAAUGUAUACUACACUGUGUAAGUGUUGUAUAAUUUGUUCACAAAAAAGUAUUGAAAUAUUAAACACUGUUCUUUUCCUGUAA